AUGAAGCGGCAGAACGUGCGCACGCUGGCGCUCAUCGUGUGCACCUUCACCUACCUGCUGGUGGGCGCCGCGGUCUUCGACGCGCUCGAGUCGGAGCCCGAGAUGAUCGAGCGGCAGCGGCUGGAGCUGCGGCAGCAGGAGCUGCGGGCGCGCUACAACCUCAGCCAGGGCGGCUACGAGGAGCUCGAGCGCGUCGUGCUGCGCCUCAAGCCGCACAAGGCCGGCGUGCAGUGGCGCUUCGCCGGCUCCUUCUACUUCGCCAUCACCGUCAUCACCACCAUCGGCUAUGGCCACGCGGCACCCAGCACGGAUGGCGGCAAGGUGUUCUGCAUGUUCUACGCGCUGCUGGGCAUCCCGCUCACGCUCGUCAUGUUCCAGAGCCUGGGCGAGCGCAUCAACACCUUCGUGAAGUACCUGCUGCACCGCGCCAAGAGGGGGCUGGGCAUGCGGCGCGCCGACGUGUCCAUGGCCAACAUGGUGCUCAUCGGCUUCUUCUCGUGCAUCAGCACGCUGUGCAUCGGCGCCGCCGCCUUCUCCUACUACGAGCACUGGACCUUCUUCCAGGCUUACUACUACUGCUUCAUCACGCUCACCACCAUCGGCUUCGGCGACUACGUGGCGCUGCAGAAGGACCAGGCGCUGCAGACGCAGCCGCAGUACGUGGCCUUCAGCUUCGUGUACAUCCUCACGGGCCUCACGGUCAUCGGCGCCUUCCUCAACCUCGUGGUGCUGCGCUUCAUGACCAUGAACGCCGAGGACGAGAAGCGCGACGCCGAGCACCGCGCGCUGCUCACGCGCAACGGGCAGGCGGGCGGGGGCGGCGGCGGCGGCGGCGGCGGGGGCGGCGGGGGCGCGGGCGGCAGCGCGCACACCACGGACACCGCCUCGUCCACGGCGGCGGCGGGCGGCGGCGGCGGCGGCUUCCGCAACGUCUACGCCGAGGUGCUGCACUUCCAGUCCAUGUGCUCGUGCCUCUGGUACAAGAGCCGCGAGAAGCUGCAGUACUCCAUCCCCAUGAUCAUCCCGCGGGACCUCUCCACGUCCGACACGUGCGUCGAGCAGAGCCACUCGUCGCCGGGAGGGGGCGGCCGCUACAGCGACACGCCCUCGCACCGCUGCCUGUGCAGCGGGGCGCAGCGCUCCGCCAUCAGCUCGGUGUCCACGGGCCUGCACAGCCUGUCCACCUUCCGCGGCCUCAUGAAGCGCAGGAGCUCCGUGUGA
Molecule: messenger RNA, 1221 nt
Organism: Lynx canadensis (Canada lynx)
Lineage: Eukaryota; Metazoa; Chordata; Mammalia; Carnivora; Felidae
Gene: KCNK3
Product: potassium two pore domain channel subfamily K member 3
Exons: 2
Coding region: 1-1221 (406 amino acids)
Biological process (GO): stabilization of membrane potential; potassium ion transmembrane transport
Cellular component (GO): membrane
Molecular function (GO): open rectifier potassium channel activity; potassium ion leak channel activity
Source: RefSeq, a predicted model, not a curated record